UAUUACUUUUCUUCAGCAGAAUUCCCAUCCUCGUGUAGCAGAGAGAAUGCCAUCUAUACCCGAAAAUGUCACGGAUCAGAUUAGGCUGUGGGAAUCAGAUCUGAACAGGGUUGAGAUGACUCCUGCACAUUAUUAUGAUGAAUUUCCUUCUAGGGACGUCUUCGAGGCUGCUUGUGACUACGCACGGGAAUGGAAUGGAUUGCUGUGGGAGGAUUCGAAAACCAUGCGUCUAGUUGUCAAGGCAGAAAUACACAUGCAUAUGCGAGAGCAUUUGCGCCGUCAAAAGUAGUAGGCCAGAUAUUUAGGGUUGGGUAUCGGUCAUAUCAGUCUGGUUAAUGGGUUUAUCGGUCGGUUAACUGAUAAGCUAUUUGUUAACCAAAUCCUAACCAAUUACCGAUCGAUAAGAAAUGUUAACCGAAAAUUAUCGGUCAUAUCGGUAAUCGGUUAACCGGUUGGUUAAAUCGGUUUAGGCUUUUGUGGGCUUUUAACUGGUUGCUAAUUGGGCCAAAAAUUAAUUGUUUUGGAGGCCCAAAUACGUUUUGUUGGGCUAAAGCCUAAAAUAGUUUAUUAAAAAUUAGUUAUUUUUUAA
Corylus avellana is the source of this 589-nucleotide messenger RNA. The record is from RefSeq and is a predicted model, not a curated record. Lineage: Eukaryota; Viridiplantae; Streptophyta; Magnoliopsida; Fagales; Betulaceae.